This is a messenger RNA of Pyricularia oryzae 70-15, 465 nucleotides long. RefSeq lists its product as uncharacterized. The coding region runs from base 1 to 465 and encodes 154 amino acids. The record is from RefSeq and is a predicted model, not a curated record. Lineage: Eukaryota; Fungi; Ascomycota; Sordariomycetes; Magnaporthales; Pyriculariaceae. The transcript has a single exon.
AUGCAAAUACUUCGCAUCGCCCAGCUCAUGGCCCUGCUCGCCACCUGUGCCAGCGCCCUUCCCACCUCCACCGGCUCCAGAGUUUACAGCCGCGAUGUGGACCAAACCCAGGGAGGCUUCUCUGGCAGUCCCACUACCAACAGUCCCGACAGCGUUGCUGAGACUGGCAGACUCGAGGCACGCUCCGGUGGUAGCAGCAGCACAGAAACAGAGAAGGAGAGAAAAAAACGUAUAAAAGCGGAACAAAACGCAAGGAUCCGCCAGGAGGAGAUUAAUAGGAAACCAUACCAGUGCCCUUACUGCAGCGAUCCUACAGUUUUCUCGCAUUCGGAUGCGCUGGGGAGACAUAUAUACACAAUUCACCGAGGCAUGCCUAUUUACAAUGCCAAAGACCCCCGGAAGACUGCCAUUCCGUACAAUCCACCAGGACGUAGUACAAGUAUCUUCGGCAGCGAGCCAUUCUGA